CCAAUAUUAUUGAAUGCGAGUUGUGACUUUAUGAUUCACAAAUGCAACAAAUACAUCUAUUCUUGUUUUCACUUUUCAAUGGGUACUCCGUGGACAGUGGUUGUUAAAUUAAGAUUUUAGCCAAAGCAGAGUAUUAUUAUUUUUAACUACAUAGGAUACCAAAGAUUAAUACACGGAAAAUAAAAUUUUCACAUCUAUUUGUAAACGCCCCCGCGUAUUGUAUUCAAUGUGUAAAAUUAAAAACAACCCGCUAACAUGGACACUGUCAUAAUAUAAAUAAAUAAAGUGAAUCAAAGUUAAUUGCAAUUAAAUAAUAACGUUAAAUGUGAAGCUAUUCUACAAAAAAUAAUUAUGGAGAAUCCGGAGUCCAGUGGGAUCAGCAGGUCACACCAGCUAUCAACCACAUCGUGGUGCCAUCCAGCACACAGAGUGCACAGAUUUAUGGCAUUGUUAUUGAUGUGUUUCCUUUGUUUUGGCUCAUAUUUUUGUUAUGACACUCCGGGAGCAUUAGCUGACAACUUUAAAGAUGACUCAGGAUUGAACACAUCUCAGUUUGCAUUGCUGUACUCAAUAUACUCAUGGCCAAAUGUAGUAUUAUGUUUUAUUGGUGGUUACUUAGUUGACAGGUACUUUGGUGUAAGAUUAGGAACAGUUAUAUACAUGACUAUAGUUUUUAUCGGAGCAGUCAUCUUUGCUGCUGGUGUCUACAUAAAUGCAUUUUGGCUAAUGAUCCUAGGAAGAUUUAUAUUUGGAAUUGGUGGUGAAUCUCUGCAAGUAGUGGUAAAUAACUAUGUGGUACUAUGGUUCAAAGGCAAAGAACUCAACAUGGUGUUUGGACUCCAGUUAUCGUUUUCGAGGUUUGGGAGCACAGUCAACUUUUGGGUCAUGGAGCCCAUUUAUAGAUGGAUAUCAAACUAUUAUGCAGGCUAUGAACGUUUAGGAGUAACUUUGUUUAUCGCUGCUAUGACAUGUUUUGUAUCACUAUUAUGUGGUAUAAUAUUAGGCUGGAUGGAUUAUAGAGCUGAAAAAAUUCUCGAACGACAUGAAGCAACUGGAAAUGAAGAGCCAUUUAGAUUGACAGACAUACGACACUUUAAAUCGGUGUUUUGGUUGCUUUCUGUUAUUUGCGUGGCAUAUUACCUUGCAAUCUUUCCAUUCAUUGCACUAGGGAAGUUAUUUUUUGAGCGGAAGUUUGAUUUCCCGCCUCAAGAAGCCAAUAAUGUGAAUUCCAUGGUUUAUUUACUAUCAGCUGCAUUGAGUCCAUUUUUUGGAAUCCUUAUCGAUAAAACGGGCAGAAAUGUUAUGUGGGUGAUAAUAAGUAAUGUGACCACAAUUGGAGCUCAUUUUGUCCUGGCUUUUACGUUUUUGAAUCCGUAUAUUGGUGUGAUUGCACUUGGAAUUUCAUAUUCGUUACUUGCAAGUGGUUUAUGGCCAUUAGUAGCCCUAAUUGUGCCAGAAAGCCAAUUAGGAACAGCUUACGGCAUAUGUCAAGCAGUACAAAAUAUGGGGCUAGCAACUGUGAUUAUUCUUGCCGGAAUGAUUGUUGAUAGUUAUGGAUAUUUAAUGUUGGAAAUGUUUUUCUUGGGCUGCCUUUUCAUAUCAUUGGUAGCCGCUGUGCUUAUAUACAUUAUUGAUUCAGCCAAUAAUGGAGUACUAAAUAUGUCACCAGAAAUGAGAGACAAUGUUAAAAUACAUACUAGUUCUGACAACUCAGCAGAAACGGCCAACUUGUUGGACAAUGAAGAAUACACUGACCAAGAAGAAAUUGACUCAAGGAGACCAGAUGACGGGGACCCAGAUCAGUCUCCUGCAGUACCGCGAAACCCCGCUGUAGCGCAGUCAGACAGAAUACGAACUAGAUACUUAGCACAAAUAUUACCAAAUACUAACAUUCCAUAUAGACAAUAGGUACACGACAUACAGAUUUUUAUAAUAAUUUUGUACAUAGUAGAUGUGAAUAUCUUCAAAGUAUAGAAAUAAAUAAACGAUAUUUUAAAAUAUUAUA
Molecule: messenger RNA, 2005 nt
Organism: Manduca sexta (tobacco hornworm)
Lineage: Eukaryota; Metazoa; Arthropoda; Insecta; Lepidoptera; Sphingidae
Product: major facilitator superfamily domain-containing protein 1
Exons: 11
Coding region: 352-1908 (518 amino acids)
Biological process (GO): transmembrane transport
Cellular component (GO): lysosome
Molecular function (GO): transmembrane transporter activity
Source: RefSeq, a predicted model, not a curated record